Chondrus crispus (carragheen) is the source of this 246-nucleotide messenger RNA. Lineage: Eukaryota; Rhodophyta; Florideophyceae; Gigartinales; Gigartinaceae. The record is from the annotation of a RefSeq genome assembly.
AUGGCACAUAAUGUUAAAGUUUAUGAUACUUGUAUUGGUUGUACGCAAUGUGUACUUGCUUGUCCGUGUGAUGUAUUAGAAAUGGUUCCUUGGGAUGGAUGUAAGGCUUCUCAAAUAGCAUCUGCUCCAAGAACAGAAGAUUGUAUUGGUUGCAAGCGCUGUGAAACAGCAUGUCCUACAGAUUUUUUAAGUGUUAGAGUGUAUUUAGGUGCAGAGACUACGCGAAGUAUGGGCUUAGCAUAUUAA